Thamnophis elegans (Western terrestrial garter snake) is the source of this 1230-nucleotide messenger RNA. Its product is annotated as follistatin-related protein 5-like. The coding region runs from base 1 to 1230 and encodes 409 amino acids. The record is from RefSeq and is a predicted model, not a curated record. Gene Ontology annotation, molecular function: protein binding; calcium ion binding. The transcript has 8 exons. NCBI's taxonomy places the organism in Eukaryota, Metazoa, Chordata, Lepidosauria, Squamata, Natricidae. Gene Ontology annotation, biological process: cell differentiation; regulation of BMP signaling pathway; multicellular organism development.
AUGGCCAACAGGAACGUGUCUGAAGCCAGGGAUCAAGCUGAACCUCCUGCUAACAAACGCAGAAGGCCUAACCCUGCUGCUAAGGAGGACAGUGCAGGCUGCCCUGCAAAAGGGAAACAGCUCCAAGCCAAGAAAGUCUCAAAAGCUGCAGAAAUGUUGGCUGAAAGAAGACAGAAGGCUCUGAAAAGACAAGUUUCAAAAGGCAGGUCUGUGAAUCAUGGUGUUCUUCCUGGAUCUUGUGAAAAUAAGUAUUGUGGCUUGGGCAAGCAUUGUGUUGUCAACAGAGAAACAGGACAAGGGGAAUGUGCCUGCAUGGAAUAUUGCAAAUCUCAUUACAAGCCUGUUUGUGGUUCUGAUGGUGAAUUCUAUGAAAACCACUGCGAAGUACACCGAGCUGCCUGCCUGAAAAAGCAGAAGAUUACUAUUGUCCACAAUGAAGACUGCUUCUUCAAAGGGGACAACUGCAAUUCCAUUGAUUACAAGAAGAUGAAAAAUUUUCUGCUGGAUCUACAGAACAGAAAAUAUAUUCUACAAACAAAAGAAAGCAUUACUGAAGAUAAAAUCGCUUUGAAGAAAUUAUUGGUGGAUCAGAUGUUUAAAUAUUAUGAUUCAGACAACAAUGGACUUGUAGAUAGUAAUGAACUAACACAGGUAAUAAAACAAGAUGAACUUGGCAAGGAUAUGUCUGACUGCUCUCUUUUUGAUCUGUUGAAAUAUGAUGAUUAUAAUAGUGACAAGCAUCUUGGCCUGGAAGAAUUCUAUAGAGCAUUCCAGGUAAUACAACUGAGCCUGCCAGAAGAUCAGAAAGUAAGCAUUACGGCUGCGAUAGUUGGACAAAGUGCAGUUCUAAGUUGUGCCAUUCAGGGCACCUUGAGACCUCCAAUCAUCUGGAAGCGGAACAAUGUCGCUCUGAAGAGUUUAGAUUUAGAAGACAUCAAUGAUUUUGGAGAUGAUGGGUCGCUAUAUAUUACUAAGAUUACUACAACUCACAUGGGAAAUUAUAGCUGCUAUGCAGACGGCUAUGAUCAAAUCUAUCAGACUCAUAUUCUUCAAGUGAAUGCAGAAAUGUGGGAUUUACCCGAGCUGUCCUCUAGCUUUCAUUAUACAUGGAGGUUAAUGGUAAUGAUGAGAGAUAAUGCAAAGAUAGAAAUUGAUGUUGAUGAAAAUCAAAAUUUCAACCACCAUAACCAAACAAUAGCGGGUACAGAUUACUGUAAAGUAGUAAAUUAA